Xyrichtys novacula (pearly razorfish) is the source of this 13279-nucleotide messenger RNA. The record is from the annotation of a GenBank genome assembly. NCBI's taxonomy places the organism in Eukaryota, Metazoa, Chordata, Actinopteri, Labriformes, Labridae.
AUGAGGUAAGAAACACGUUUAACUUGUGAUGACAGUAAAAUGCAAACUCAAAUUUACAGGGGUGUGAUAUUAAACAGUAGUUUAACAAUGUGUCUCUAAAACAAUCUUUUACCUCUUUUGCAUUUAAUAUGCAGAGUGUAACAUUUGAAACAUGACAGAGACCUCCCAGCAGAUUAUAAUCUGGGACAGUUCAGAGUUAAAUCUGUGACAGUGCCAGCAAAAAUCUAAAGAUUCGCAAAUUUAGGAUUUGAUUUUGGACUUACACUGUGUUUCAUACUCUUUUUGUCACAAGACACAUGUAUUUAUGUUACACAUUUCAGUGGUUAUUUUAGCUGAAUAAGACAAUUCAAAGGCUUCACAUAAGACAUUUACUGAUCAAUUAAUCAGUCAGACAAAGGAAAUAUGUAAAAACACUAAAUGAAAUAAAGAAGUUUUAUCAUUGUUUGCUCUUACUGGGAGUCUCUAGUCAAAAACUAGUAAAGUCAGGUAUGAUAGAUAAGAUACUCCUUUAUUAGUCCCACAAGGGGAAAUUCCCAGUAAGGGAAACAAAGACCAUUUUAAUUUACUGUGUUUGAAAUUGAAGGAAAAACAUGUUUUGUAUGAGGCCUUUCCCGGAUAAUAUGCAUUAAAAAAGCUUUGUUUUAAAAACGCUGUGUCAACUUCAAGAGAUUCAGCACUUAGGUUUUUAAUGAAUAAGUGUGAACAAAGAGGGGGUUCAUUUAUCAAUAACAACAACACAAAAACAGGGAAUAACCUUCAGGUAUUUUAAAUCACUGUGAGUGUGCUGUAUUAUUUUUGAUACAUAAAGACACUUUUUCAGUUUGACUCUGAUACUUCCUCAAAGACCAUCCAGUGCGUGUUUAUUGUAUUUUAUCGUCUGAAUAUCACCAUGGUUUGAGUCUGUGUGACUGUCAUGUGUCUCUGCAGAUAUUUCUGUUUAUUGAUUUGUUUUGUUCAUUAAAAUAACCAACCUGUGUUUCUGUGUUGACCAGUAACACUGCGUCAGAGGCUUCUAACACAGAAACCUGCUGCCCUAAGAACUUUUGGCUGCACAGGCUGUUUGGUCAACCUCUGGUAUGUUUCAGAGCUGUUAAAAUAAGAUCAUUUUAUAAGUGUGACAUUUAAAAUCAGACACUAAAAAUAUUUGACACAGUGGGUUUUCAUUUUUAUAUUUGUUGUUACUCCACAGAGAAAAGUCAGAAGUCCCAUCAGCCAUCAGCGGAGGUGAGUAAACUGCUCCAACAAUCAGCUGUUUAUUUGUGCAGCCACAAAAGCUUCUGAUAAAUGUUGACUAGUCACUGCAGACUCCUUUAAAAACAUCACUACAGGUUGUUAAAACAUAUGUCAACACACGGUAAUGGUGUGUGCUUGUGUCUGCAGAGAUGUCACCUCCAACGGUCUGGCUGGCUCCACAGCACCCCCACCUGGGGAGAAAAUCAAGAAACCAAAGGAGAAGAAAUGGGGUUGUUCUUGGUUUUUGAAGUGCUGUAGAGUAAGUAAAGCAUAGGAAUACCAGUCUGGACUUCAGUGUUGUUAUAAGCAUUAGUUUUGGUUUAUCUUUCAGUUGAUUCUGUUACUGACAAAUCAAAAUUAUUUUUACUUCAUUAGAGAGAAAAGCGUGUGUCUCCUCUCUCUGAUCCUAAAGAUCAGCAGAAGCCUCCUCAGGAACUCCAGAGAAGGUAACAAACUCAUUUUGUUCACAGGAUGGAUCAAUUUUGGUGUCACCUGAUGAGUUAAAUCAUCACGUGACACAAAUCAGGUGUUAUCAAUUCUUUCUUAAAGCUCCCGUGAGGAAUUUUUGGUUUGUGUUGCUUCUUAUGCUUCUUUCAUUACCUCUCUGUCAAAUUGUGUUAAGUCUUGUUUUCAAACAAAAAAUCUCCCUGCUCAAUUUUAAAAGUCAUUGGUCAUCUUCACCUGAGAUAUUUUUGAAAAAGCCUUUUUAAAAAGCUUCAAUUUAGCUAAAUCAUCUGACACCUACACCCCUGACAACAGUUUCUAACCUCACAAAUAACUUUGUAGAGAUGAACAAACCCUUCAAAGGUGGUCUGAUUUGCUUUUUAAGGCCACACAGAGGCAUCCCUAUCAAUAUCAGUCAGUUAUAAUCGGCUGAAAAUUCCCCACAGUAGCUUUAACAUGAAGUCACUUGUACAUGAAAAUCAGUAUAUCUGCUAAAUAUGUCCUGACACAUUAUUUUUUCCCCUUGAAACACACUCACAGUCUGUUCCUCAGUCUAUGAAUCAUUCAUUUUUAUAUCAAGAAGCGCUGUAAUACUGUAGAAUAGCCAACUUGAUUUUUUGACUUUAAAUUUAAAUGAAAAGAGCAGUUUAAUACACACUUUCUGUACCAGAUUUAAUGUGGAGGUUGACAUCUCAAUAAAGAAAGUUAUGGUUUGAGUUAGCUUGAGGUUAUCGCUUUCAUCCCCUUUUUAACUUUAUGUUCUUACUUGGGACAUGUUUUGAUUGGCAUUGAAAGUCAAUAAGGAUUAUUGGCAGUGCUGGUAAUGUGUAUUAAAAACUCUGAGUGUUGUGUUGGUCAAAUCUCGUCUCCUAAAAUUCAAUCCCACUUCGAUCUCAAUACUGAUUUUUGCUAAAAUAACCUUCUUUUCCAUAGAUGAGGUCAACUGUAAAAUAUGAUUCAGUACAAGUAGAUUACUAGCCCCACACACUUGUAGCUCUUUGCUGUUCAUUGUUAUUUACAGUUUGUUUUUGUCUCACUGCAGCACUGACGAGGUUUCUCAGAGCAGCGUGCCACAGAGCGAACUGAGUCUCGCCUAUCAGCAGAUCAACCUUGGGUGAGUACACGUGAUUUUCUGGAUUCAUCACUUAAAUCCAUGCAGCUACAUUUUGAUAAAAACAAUCCUCAGUUUGUGUCUGGAGCUGUGAUAUUAAGAUAUGAUUCCAUUUGUUGUGUUUGUGUGUCAGAUUUCCAAACCCAGCCCAGAUCUGCUACAUGAACUCCAGCCUCCAGAGCUUGCUCACGCUCACACGGUUUGUGAGGGACAUCAGGAGCCAGGAGGAGGUCUGGAGUCUGAUCCCAGGGGCCCAGCUGAUGAGGUGUAGUAUCUGUACACACACACACACACACACACACACACACACACAGUUAACUGUUUAGAAUAAGUGUAAAAGAUGACUAAAGUAGAGGGUUAGGUUGUUUUAUGCCAGACUGCAUGAGUAAGAGUGGUACACACCGCAGAUAACAGCCAGCAUAGCUGUCUGCGGGAGUUCCUACGUUAAAGCAAAGCUAUGCACUGCAGAUGGGUCACAAGAAGCAACUUACACCACUUUGAGUCAAAAAUGUAUAUUCUUAUUUUUGUUUUAGAUUAUUAUAUAUCGCCUUCAAACACCUGAACUAUCCUUGAAUAAUUUCACACGAAACAUGCCAAGUACAAGGUUUACGUUGAGAAAUGGUCUCUGAUUUGUUAGUUUUGUACACCAACGUUUCCUGGUUUGGUUCAGAAAAGAUCGUGGCUUGGAUUAAAAUUCAACUGUGAUCUUUACAUGCUCUCAAACAGCUUCAACAACAGAACGUGUUGUUGAAGCUACGAGUCAAACUUUUGACGUGAACUAAAAACUGAAAUACAAGAAAGAAAAGGAAUAAUACAUCAAAAUUAAUAUUGCUAUUCAAAAUUGACCCAAAGCUUUUUUUGGUCCUCAGGAUAUGAGAAAUAUUAAGCUUUUGUCUUUUUUUAAAAUGAGAAAUCUGGUUUAUUGUGUUAAUGAACUAGCAUUUAAUGAUUAAUUAUUAAUAAUAUAUAUUAAUAUACAGGACUGAAACUGAGGAAAAGAUAAAAAUAAUAAAUAAUAAAAACUUAAUUAUGUGACAUUGACAGAAAUAUGUCAAUGUCAGAUAAUUCAAAUGAAGUAUUGUAAUUAAAUGGGUUUUUAAAUCUGACAUAUUAAAAAAAACUAACAUACCCCAAAUCAUUUUAACUGGUGAUCACAAAAAUGUCCCAAUCUGAGUUUGAUUGUUUUUUUUUUUAUGUUAGCUCAUAGUGUAAAAUGUUGGAUAACAAUAUUUUUUUUUCAAUGCAUUGUGUAUGUAGACUGGCAUAGGGUUACAAUUCUGGAAAUUGUUUAUCAUUUGAUAUUUAUAAACAAAGUUGAAGCUGCUGAAAUAAAUGUGAUUCAUUAUAAGUUGAAAACAAUAUUUAUGUAUAAUUUUAUGUCAGUUUUUGGCUUUGAACUUAUUUUUUGUCCUGUACUAUAAAAAGAGAUUUUUUUUAAAGUCUAAAAAUGAUUCAACAUUUAAUAUAUAAAUGAACAGUAAAUCUGCUUAAAAGAUUUGACCCAUUAAAAGAAGAGAUAAUAUCCAUGUUAAACUAUUUCAUGACAGAUUUUUUGCCAAGGAUAAGUUCAUUUCAGGAUGUCAGGAACUUUUUGUUGCUGAGACAUGAGGCUUCAGUUUAUCCGCAAAUCUUUAAAUCAAACUAAAACAAGCUCCUCUCUGUUCCUCUGCAGUUAUUUCAUGGACAUUGUUCGUCUCCGUGACGGUGGUGACACUCUCCUAAAACUUGGUGCUCUGGGUAAAUUUAAGUGGCUUCUCUCUAUCGAGGCCCCAGAGUUUGCGGACCACCAUCAGAAAGUAAGUCAGCUCGUUUUCUUUAAAGUUUCACUAACUGCUCCUUGUCUGCGUAUCCAAUCAAACCUGUGUUUCUGUUUGCUCAGGAUGCCCAUGAGUUCCUGACUGCAGUUCUGGGUCAGAUGAGGGACCUGGCUGCGCCACUGAGGCAUGUUGCCUCUAUCCUGGGGAGGUCCUACAGGUGUCCUGUGGAAAGCAACCUGGAGUUCAGGAUGCAGAACCGCAGAAAAUGCAAGAGGUAAAAACAUACAGAUGGUUGCAGGACAAAUUUACCUCCAGUUUGACUAAUGUGUUUAAUUUUUUGCUCAUUUUUAUCAAGUCAGGUCAAAUCUACAGUAAUCUUUUCUUUUAUCUUUACAUUUUCUUUUCACAACUUGUAUAACUACAGUAUAUAAUCAUAUGUAUUGUCCUUUUAACGUGCAGAUGUGGCUCCGCCUCAGUGAGAGAGGAAGAAUUCCUGAAUCUCUCUCUGGACCUGAUUCCUGGGGGUUCGGUGCAGCAGAUGCUGCAGGAAUAUGAGAAGGUAAAGAAGCUGGACUUCUUUAAUCAACAUCCACAUUGUCUGACAUGAAGCCACUCAAAUGUUUCACUCUGCGGUUAUUUUUGGUUGUUGAUUUUAAUGUACACAGUAUCUGACAGCAUGUUUUCUCUGCAGGACACAGACUUGGAGUUCAACUGCGAGUGUGGAGGCACAACUUCAGCACAGUGCUCCACCUUCACAACCCUGCCAAAGUGGGUGACGUUACAUCCAUCCCAGACUCACUGUUUCCCCCUGUUGCAGACACAUGCACAGAUUAUUUUCUGUUAAUUUAUCCUCAGUAUUUUCAUGCUCAGAAAUUCCCUCAGUUUAAUAAUCCUGUGGUCAUUCCCUCUCUGCUGCUCUCCACAGUUUCUUGGUGCUCCAACUUAAGAGGUUCCAAUUCACUGAGUCCUACGAGCUUGUGAAACGUCACGACCCCGUGGACCUCACCAGGGAACUGAUUGUGACAUCUAGCCAGGUAAGACACUUAUGCACCAAAGUGUAAGAGUGUAGAAGUGUGUGUGUGUGUGUGUGUGUGUGUGUGUGUGUGUGUGUGUGUGUGUGUGUGUGUGUGUGUGUGUGUGUGUGUGUGUGUGUGUGUGUGUGUGCUUGUUUCUAACAGUUGUUCUGUGUGUUUGCUCUCAGGCUACGAGCUGGUACAGUCUGGUUAGUGUCAUCAGUCAUUUAGGCAGUGAAGGAAACGCAGGUAAAACAUUCACUCAGUGAGGGUCAGAUCAGCCAGUGCAGUCUUCUGUUAGGUCCUCAGAUCCAUAACAGAUAGAUAAAUGCCAAUCAAAGGCUAGAGUCUUUAAAGUCUCAGGAAGAUCAAAUUAACAUUAGCCUUCAAACCAUGUCUUUGUAAGAAAGAUAAAACAUUAUGAAGUAACUGGAUCGGUCUCAUUCAGCAGAAAGUGCAGCCUGCUCUUGGAUCUUGGUAACAUUUUCCAUCAUUUUACUUUCAAAGAACUGCUGAACUCCUAAGAAUGUUUGAAGAAACUUGUUAUAAACCAAUUUUUAGGAUUUAUAAUCACAUAAUUUAACAUGUAAGCUAAAGCACCAGAAUUAGAAUUAGAAGUAUACUUUUAUUUUUAGAAAUGCAGCCAAAUAAAAGUGAAAGUCGCGGGCACAAAAAAACUACAGUAAAGUACAGACACUUCAAAAUUAUACUCAAGUGCUAUAUUUAAGUAAUGCUGCGUACUUAUUGUACAACACUGUUCUAGACUUUGCAAUUCAUUGUAUUAAAAUUUCAGAGAGCCUAUUAACUGUUAAAGUUUAUGAAAUGACACACAGCAGAACAACUUUUGAUGAUGAGAUCACUUGAUUUACUCUUUGACAGCUGAGAUCCCAGAGUCUGCUGUGUCUGCAGACAUGGGCUCACUCUCCAGAUUUGUCUUUAAGCCAUCAUGCAGCGUUACCUUGAAUGUUCAGAGAAAAUACUGAGACAUCUGAGAAAAUCUGUGUGAUCAGUUUUACAAGAGAAUAACUUUUUGACAUUAAGCCAAGUUGUGAAAUUAACUCUACUCUGGUUCUUUAGUCAAACCUGCUCUGCGCUCAUGUUAUGGUCCACUACUGCCCCCUGUGGCUGACUGCAAUAAUACCUAAUUGUCACUAUAAUGUACAAAUGUAGGCUGCUGUUAUUAAUCAAGUUUUCCUGCAGUGCAUUUUGACUAUUUCACCCUGACUUUCUUGGAGUUUUGAUCAAAUGUUUGCUCACAGUAACGGAAAAUUUUUAUUCCAUGACCGUCUUUACAUCAACACAUAAAACAAACAACAAACAUCACGAAAGACUCACAUGUUUAUGGCUAUAAUUCUGUUCAGCUGGGUUUAUCCAACAUUUGAUGCAAACUCUUCUUCCUCUCCUGUUAGGACACUACAUCAGCAGCGGGCUGCACCCUGAUGUGGAUCCUCAGACUGCCAGUGAUCUUUGGCUGAAUUAUAAUGACUCCAUGGUCACCUAUAUGACAAGAGAGGAUGUAUGCCAAAGAUCAGAGGAGUCAGCAUAUCUUCUCUUCUACGAGAAGAUGGUGAGAAAAAAUUGUUAAACAUAGAUUAUAAUUAAAUAAGCUGAAUUCUCCACAAACAGAGAUCAUUAACUGUCUUUAUGUUUGUUUUAGGAAUAACAAGCCAAAAUGAAUUUAAGAGUUUUUGACGGGGACUCUUAAGUCAAAAACCAGUGAAGUCAGGUAAGACAGAGAAAAUACUCCUUUAUUUGUCCCGCAAGGGGACAUUUCCAGUUUGGGAACCAAAGACCAUUUUAAUGUACUGUGUUUGCAUGAAUGAUUUUAAUUACAGAAAUGUGUUUAUGAAUUUGUCUUUUUUAAUUUUAAUUUUCUUUACUGAAUUAUAUUCAUUAAUUUAUUUCAAAGAUGUGAAACCUUCCCCUGGAAAAAUCAUUUCUGCAGACUUCAGAUUUUAUUAUUCGUCGUUUUUUCUGUCUCAGGUCCGAGUGGAGCAGUACAGCCUCGUCCAGAACCAGGAUGAGUCCACUCCUUGGCUGUUACUGAGGAAGGUCCCACCGAUGGACGGCCCUCCACGUUUCUCCUCCCCCAAGCUCCUCUCUGUGCUCUUCUCCAGCCAGGUCACCGGGACCUACCCGCAGCCCCUUCCCCUGCCUCCCCCCUCUGAUGUCAGAGGAGGAGCAGUGGCCAGGCUUGGAGCCUGAGGACCCAGAGGAGCUCUCCAGACGGAGGAGACGGUGGAUGGCCCCACUGAGGACCACUCAGGAGGAACCUGCGCUCCCUUCAUCCACCAAGCUCAUCUCCACCAGUCCUGAGCCCAAGUGGAAGAAGAAUCUUGAGCGCCUCAUGAAGAUCAGGUUCCAGUGGUGUAACGUGACUCACAAGAGGCCUGCUGGACGGAUGAAAAACAACCGUCCAAGCAAGAGUCCUUUUGGGGGUCACGUUGUGCCGUAGUUAAGUUAGAAUAAGUUGUUUAGUUAAGAUAAGUUAAGUUAAUAUAAGUUAAGUUUUUUAGUUAUAAGUUAAGUUAGAGUAAGUUAAGUUGUUUAGUUAUAAGUUAAGUUAGAAUAAGUUGUUUAGUUAAGAUAAGUUAAUAUAAGUUAAGUUUUUUAGUUAUAAGUUAAGUUAGAGUAAGUUAAGUUUUAGUUAAGAUAAGUUAGAGUAAGUUAAGUUUUCUCUUCUAAAAAAACAAAUAAGGUUGUUUGGUAAUUCAGUCUUAGUUAGCCUCCAGCUCCCCAGCAGCAUCUCCUCUCCUCCAAUGAAAGCCUCCGGCAUCCUGCUCUGCAUUUAAGUCAUUGACAACGAAUCCCUCGCUCCGCUCCAGCUCCUCCUCUCGCACUUGCUCCUAAAAAAACAAAUAACGUUGUUUGGUAAUUCGGUCUUAGUUAGCCUUCAGCUCCUCAGCAGCAUCUCCUCUCCUCCAAUAAAAGCCUCCGGCAUCCUGCUCUGCAUUUUAGUCAACGACAACGAAUCCCUCGCUCCGCUCCAGCUCCUCCUCUCACAUGCUCCUAAAAAAACAAAAAAGUUUCAAUUAAAGGCAGAAAAAACGACUUCACCUUGGACUCAUUGGGCAGAACUUCAAAAGUCCUUGGUUGUGUUGUGUGGUUAUUUAUUUUGAUGUUAUGUGUUGGGAUGUUUUGUGUAGUGGCGCAGUUUUAGUAUAGUGUCUUGUGAUGUGUUGUUUUGUUUCAUGGGUUGUGUUGUCAUGCAUGUGUUUAUGUUGUGAUGUCUUGUUUUUUAAUGUGUUGUGUUGUGUGGUCAUGUUUGAUGUUAUGUGUCGUUAUGUGCUCUUUUACCUCGUAUUGUGAUGUGUUGUUUUCUUCUGUGUGUUGUGUCGUGUGUGUGUGUGUGUGUGUGUGUGUGUGUGUGUGUGUGUGUGUGUGUGUGUGUGUGUGUGUGUGUGUGUGUGUGUUUGUGUUGUGAUGUGUUGUGUUGUGUCACGUCCUUUCGCGUGACCUCUUUACUUAAUUUAUUCACUUAGUGGGUAAGUGAGUCUAAAGGUGAGUUUGGUUCCUCCAGAGUCAUUGUUAACAUGAAACAAAGUCAGUGUAGGACCCAUUUUCUUUUUGUUUUUUUUUAGGUAAAGGACCUCAACUGAGAAGAAACCCCCAGAAGAGCCGAGCACGAGACAGAAGACGCAGGAGGACCAAACAUACGAGAGACAGGCCCAUGAAGAGAGAGACGGAGGAAAGAUGAAUGACGGAUGUACUGUGUGUUUCUGGGAAUUUGAAGGUGAAUAACUCUAUAAAUACUUAAAAGGUUCAGCUUUGAAGAAAAAAAAUAGACAAUUUUAACUGAAGGGCUGAAAUUCAUGUUUGUUUCAGGUAACUUCAAAGAGUCAAACGCCUAAAAUGACUCCAGAGGAGGCCAAAGAUGACACCGACCCGCCAGAUCCCUGAGGUCUGCUGACCGGAUGGUCUUAGAUGUGCCGAGAACCCAGCUUAAAAGCAGAGGGGAUCGGGCAUUCGCAGUUGCUGCUCCCACUCUGUGGAAUGCCCUGCCUCAGUCUGUGCGUUCUGCAACCAGCCUCACCUCCUUCAAAAUGCACCUUAAAACCUACCUGUUUACCCUAGCUUUUGGUUGAGUUGUCACCUGCUUUUACUCGCGUACACUUUUCUUUUAUUGUUGUUAUUGUAUGUUGACCUUUUAAUGUUGCCAUACUUGUAGCUUUUAUUAUUUUGUUUUUUUCUCCUGUAAAGCACUUUCUCUGGCCUGUCCUAUAAAUGUGCUAUAUAAAUAAACGUGAGUUGUGUUUUCGAAAGAUGAAAGUUCUUGAACCCUUUGCACACACUUACAGCCUGUCUCCUCACAGCAUUUAAAAUUAUUUGUAUUGGAUACCAUAUCAUAUGUGCAGAGAAGAAGAAAAGAAGAGUUCAGAAAAACACAAGAUUAGUAAAAUAUUAAGACUGAUGAGGCUGUAAAACUAAGUUCUUAAAUACAAACUGAUUUAUUCUCAAGUGGUUUGUUACAGUCACUAGAGGACGCUUUAUGUUUAGUGCUGAGUAUGCUUUUAAACAGUCUUUAUUAUUAUGUCAGCACUGUGGGUCAGCUCAGGUGAAAGAAAAACUCGUCAUAGUUCUCAGGUGUGUUAGGGGUUAAAAAAAACUGUGGCUGAAACCACAACAGGAGUUACUAAAAGAAAGAAAGAAAGAAAGAAAGAAAGAAAGAAAGAAAGAAAGAAAGAAAGAAGGGAGGACAGAUGGCCGGAAGGAAGGGGGGUAAAAAAAAGCCUAAACACUUAUAAUCAUUUUUACUCAAGCUCCUUGUGUUAGUAAUCAGAAGGAAUGAAUCCUGUCUCUUCUGCUGAUUAUUCAACACCUUUACUGGCCAAACUACAAAAUGAUUUAUAACCAAAGAAAGAAAAGAACUGGAAAAAAGAAGGACAGAAAGAAAAAAAAAAUAUGAUCAACUUUAUCUAUCAAAUACUGUAAACUGGAUGUCUUCAUCCUAGUUAAACAUUUUGAGAUUGAAAGGUAAUUAAUUGUUUGGUAAACUGCUUUGGCAGAAGUAUCAGGCACUACUCGUGAUAAUAAAAACAAUUCAAACAUGGAUUAAGGGAGGAAGAAAGAAGAAAGAAAUGUUUAAAAGAAAGAUAAAAAGAAGAGGGAGAAAAGAAAAGAAGAAGGGAAGAUAAAAAAUGAAGCAACUUUGCCCUCAUGAUCAUUAUUUUUAUCAGAGCUUUUUCUGAGUUACAUGAAUGAUCCUGAGUCUGUGUCUUCUGCCACUCAGCAAAAACAUAAAAAGAAAGAAAGAAAGAGAGAAAGAAAGAAAGAAAGAAAGAAAGAAAGAAAGAAAGAAAGAAAGACAUUUUAUGUUUGAUUUAUUAACAGUAUUGUGUGAAGGAUAAAAAAGUCUUUUUUAUGCAGCUGACAUCCUUAUUCACAUAUCUGUAUGCAAGUGGAGUUAUAAAUCAGUUCCAUGUCAUGCCAACAUCACUGUAGGAUAAGAUUCAUUCUAAUCUUAUACCAUAAGUCUCAGUCUUAUCUUAAUGUACCAUAAGCAGAGCACCUUUCAGCAUUUAGAAAGUUAGAGUGGCACAGAAGAAACCUUCUCACUAAGAAGGCAGAAAACCUGGAGCAGACCAUGACCCCCGCGAAAAAGCCAUAAGAUAGAGACAAAAAAAAGGAGAAAUGGUUCAGAGCUCCUCAGCAUCCCUGGCUCUACCAGAGAGUUAUCUUGAACACAUAGAGUUAAGUCAAUUGUUUUUCUGAUUGGAGCAGCUGGUCACCAACCCAGACCCUCGUGUCCCAGUGUCGCGGCAGGCUGCCCUUCAACACAUGCAGAAAAACUUGGAUAUCUACGAAGUGCAGACUGCAGGAGCCGCUCAGCAGGUAUGAUUUAUUGGAAAGUUAUAAAUGCUUAGUAGCGACUCAUAAAAAGGGUUACUUAUUGCUCUACUAAAAAUCAAUGAGCCACCAUGUGCCAGGUUUUUUCCGUAGCGUAACCAGUAAGUGUAUUAUUCAAUAAAAGGGUCAUACCUUAUAUGACAGCAAAUGACUGUGCAUUCAGAAUCCUGGCAUGUUUUUCCAGUCGUGUCUUCUCUUGUCUUUAUCAGGGUGCCCAGAUCCUGGUGUUUCCAGAAGAUGGUCUACAUGGGUUUAACUUCACCCGCACAUCCAUUGUAGGUUAUCUUGAAACAAUUCCUGACCCCCAGCAGGAGACACGACAACACUGAGGUGCACAGAUAUACACUCAUGUUUGAUGUCUAUCUUGAUUUAAAGAUACCCACAAGCAGCCAACACUGGUCUGUUAUUAUGAAUUACAUUUCAGAAUGGUUGUUUUACAGGUUCUCCAGCGGUUGAGCUGUAUGGCUUGUCGGAAUAACAUCUACAUUGUAGCUAAUAUGCCUGACCGGCAGCCCUGCCCCCUGUCUACAGAUCCCACCUCCUCCUGUCCAUCUGAUGGACGCUGGCAGUUCAACACCAAUAUUGCCUGUAGGUGAAGUUGAGAUCUUAAAAUAGAGACAUCUGGCUAAACUCCAGCAAAUGAAUCAACACAUGAAUUCUUAAUUUCAUUAUCUUCUGGGUCUGAUGGCCUGCUGGUGGCACGCUACCAUAAAUACAACCUUUUCCCUGAGGAGUCCUUUGACACUCCACCACAGCCUGAGAUCAUCACAUUUGAUACUCCUUUUGCUGGAAAAUUUGGCCUGCUGAUAUGCUUUGACAUCCUAUUUUACAAGCCCACUAUAGCACUGGUGGAAAAGGUAAAACCACUCACAAUUAUGUAUUUAGCUCUAUGUCCCUGUGUCGGAUCUCUUUUUUAAAAGCAGACUCUCUUCCUGCUCCUUUUAGGGUGUUCAUCAGCUGAUCUUCCCUACAGCUUGGUUUAACACCCUCCCCCUGCUUGACUCUGUCCAGUACCUUCGAUCAUUAAGCCGAAGCACCAAUGUCACCCUGCUAGCAGCCAACCUCUGCCAUGAUAAUAAGAACAUGGCUGGGAGUGGUAUCUACACACCUUUUUCAUCCAUCUACCAUCACUCAAAGAGGGGAGACCCAGAGGAGGGCAAGCUGCUGGUGGCCAGGGUGCCGGUCUUAGACCCAGAGUGGUCGGGGCAGAGGGUGGCCACAGAGGAGGAGAAACUGGCGUCUGAGUCCACUUCAUCCCCUGUUACAGACUCUGGAUUCUGUCACAGUGAGAGCUGCUCUGAUGCAUCUUCAGUCCCUUCAUCAUCAGCCACAUUCACAUCAUUCACGAUUGGUGACCCGUUCACAUUUGUCCUCCUAAAUGAAAAAGAGGGUAGGGUGAAGGUGUGCAAUGGCUCCUUUUGCUGUCACCUGCAGUACAAGCGAAUUUCACAGGGUAACAGUGAGGAGCUGUAUGCAUUUGGUGCAUUUGCUGGGCUGCACACUUUGGAUGGAGACCUAUCCCUGCAGGUAUGAACUAAAGGGUUUAUGGAUAUAGACACUGUCCUUUACAACAUGUCUCACCUGUAUCCUUCCUUCUGCAGGUGUGUGCACUAGUCCGUUGUGCAGGGUCGGACCCAAGCUUCUGUGGACAGGGAGUAGAAGAAGCUGAGACCAAAAUGGACUUUGUGAUGGUGGGGAAGUUUGGAACCAGAUAUGUGUACCCAUCAGUUUUGGCGAGUCAAAUGGUUUUAGAGGAAGUAAAGCAUUUUGACAAAUCUGCAGAUGGAAGAGUGACUUUAAAACACUCAGACAUGACUGCUGGACUGGUGACCGCCUGUCUGUACGGACAGAUGUAUCACCUGGACCACGAAUAA